GAUGUCGGUGAUCAAGGAAGGCAUGAUGCUAGCACGCACUCUACUCUCAAGUUCUCUGGGGAUUCCCAGUGAUCGUGACGAUACCGAUGAUUACGUAAUGCAUCCGGUUUUCUUCUGCUUUUUGCGCAUACAUGUAUGAUCAUUAUAGAUUUUUUGUUUGAAUUCUUGUUUGAGAAAAUAAUGCUUGUACUUUUAGCCUCUACGACCGUGCUCUUGCAUACGACUCUUGCUGGCUUAUUAUUAAUAUUAUGUUUGCCUGCCUGAGGCUCGGCUCUCUCCAUAAAUCAUGGGUUGAAGCCUACUGGUAAUCAGUUCUAGUAGAAAGGGUAGAUAUGGCUCUGAUUAGACCGCGCUGCACGAGAUUUGACUGCCGCCGAUCGCCGGUCAAAUGGUUGUCAACUCACCUCAGGAGUUUGUCCACUAAGAAUCCUGAGGGAAAGACAAAAGUGUUGGUCAUCACUGGACCGACUGCAGUGGGAAAAACUGGUGUAUCCCUGGACUUGGCUCGGUUUACAGACAUUGAAAUCAUCUCUGCCGAUGCAGUACAGGUCUACCGCGGUUUGGACAUCGGCUCUGACAAGGUGUCGGACGAGGUGCGCGCCCGAGUGCCACACCAUGCCAUCGACGUGGCCGACUUGGAUUUCGAGUGGCCGGUGUCGGUUGGCACUUGGGUAGAGAUAGCGCAUGAAGCUAUCGAGAGUAUCACAGCCAAGGGACGCAUACCUGUCGUUGCCGGUGGCAGCUGGUUCUACGCUAGAACGUUGCUCCGCGGCCAGACGGAUUCUCCGGCAACAACUAAAGAAGACGCCGAGCUCGCCUUUGAACAGAUGAGAAAGCGUGGCAGCUAUGGAGCCAACCAUGCUCAUCUCAUGACGAUAGACCCAGUCUAUGCCAGGUCACUGGGGUUUGAAGAUUGGAAGAAAAUGGAGCGUGCAUUCAUUGUCUAUAACAAGACAGGCCGGCCAGUGUCAUCAUUUUCUCCCAGGUAUCAGCGUGAAGAAUGUCCUUAUGACUUCCGUUGCUUCUGCGUCUUUCGUCCCGGCAAGAAUUAUAUAGACCACUUAUAUGACCGUUGUGAACAGAUCGUCUAUGCUGGUCUUAUUGAGGAGACGUACUGGGCCGUUCUGAAUGGCCUGGAUAAAGACUGCAUUGCGGCCAAGGCAGUGGGGUAUCGCCAGGCACUACCCUACAUCCGGGAUAACUGGCUUGCAGAUGAUCGACCAACGGAUCGCAAAACGCAGAUCAAGCGAUUUCGUGAGUUCCUAGGGAUCUACAAGCAGGCUUGCAGAAGUUUGGCAAACGAGCAGCGCAAAUCGUUAUGCAACUUGAAAGAGUUUGAGUGGAUAGAUAUCUCGCGCCAAAGCGAUGAUGCCAUUGCGCAGUACUUGCUGGAGCGCUACAACACUCCCGUGCAUACACCAAGCGCCGGAUGUUCUAAUCAGUGGGAACAAGAGCUCCGACAAGAACCAGUAGCGCCAGCAGAAGACUGCACAGUGUUCUUCUCUGACAGUGCUGUAGAGGCGAAGCUCCGAGACAUCGAGUCCUAUCUGACAAGAGAUCCACACACACUACCUCAUCCCAAGACCUUGCCUCGACCACCCUGGAUGCUAGAACAUAGCCUUGACGAAACAGAUCCGAACCGGGUGGCUACGUAACGUGGGACAUGUGAACUGUGGGCUGUGAUCUUAACAGUUAACACAACAACACUCUACUGUGCACAGUGUGCGUGCUGUGGCCUGUGUGAGCAGACCGAUGGAUGCACAGAGGUCGGAGUUUGUGGACUGAAGAGCCACUUCAUGCACCGGCAUGUGCGCCGCCUGUAGUUCCGGCGGCGCUUGUACGGCGGACUGCUCCAUGCCUCUCCUGUCUGCCCGAGUCUGUCAGAUUGUUUCUAUCCUGGCUGUGCCGUGCCCCAUGGACAGUGCCGGUUGUGCUCACAUGUACUCACCCAUGCUGGCUAUGUACUCAUGCACUCAUUGCAAGUCACGACAGAGCCUCAGCCAGAGAGCGGAUCAAAUCGGAUUGAGUGCUUGUUCAAGCAUCAGCAUCGGGUUCGUUCACGACAGCCGUAUGCACGGGCUGGCGCUCAACAGCAGUGCAGAUCACAGUGCAGCAGCUGAUGUUGGCAACGUGUGCAUCAGUGCUGAGUGGUGCAUAUGGUGUCAGCUGAACUAACGUCACAAGACCACCUGCACCCACUACGUACUUCCAGAGAGAAAGCAAGCGCAGCUCUGAAGAUGUGCAGUGCCCGGAGGGAGGCGUGUGACACCGGCCACACUGGGUGUAAAGAUCAGUGCUAACUACUAACUACUGAAGCGGGUACAGUACAGCCAAGAGCAACGGGUACAGUACAGCCAAGAGCAAAGCAGAGCAGAACAGAGCAGAGCAGUUGCUGUAGCACAGAAAUCAGCACCCUGUGUAUGUCCGUUUGUCUCCGGGCAUCCUGGUGGGUUAGUUUCCCCUGGUCCUGGAUCAGCUCUUGCCAUGAACCACAGCAACAGCAGAAGCAGAAGUCUUUCUAGUAAUUCGUUCUAUGGAUCAGCACAAGGACAGGAGAGUGUGUGUUUGAGGAACUGUGUCGGCAGCUAUGUGCCAUCUUGUUCCUUUACUACAUACAGGUAUCCCAGUGAGAUCUGACAAGACAUCAUCACUCUGGUUCAAAGUAGAAGGGCCGGAACCUUCGACGCCAAAGACUUGUGAACGUUCUGGCCGUGUGUCAUAUUCAACAAUUCAUUGCUAACAAAAAGGUGCUACUUGUAAUACAUACACAUACACAGCAUCCAUCAUCCCAUUAAACUGUUUGAAAUCAAGCACACAAAAUGAGAAAUUAUCAAAGAUGGAAAUAUCAUAAAACUUGAUAUACAAAAAUAGUUUUUUCAGAGGAA
Messenger RNA from Sycon ciliatum, 2885 nucleotides. Its product is annotated as tRNA dimethylallyltransferase-like. Gene Ontology annotation, molecular function: tRNA dimethylallyltransferase activity. The transcript is spliced from 11 exons. Gene Ontology annotation, biological process: tRNA modification. The coding region runs from base 333 to 1655 and encodes 440 amino acids. The record is from RefSeq and is a predicted model, not a curated record. Lineage: Eukaryota; Metazoa; Porifera; Calcarea; Leucosolenida; Sycettidae.